Molecule: messenger RNA, 1012 nt
Organism: Aphanomyces astaci
Lineage: Eukaryota; Oomycota; Saprolegniomycetes; Saprolegniales; Verrucalvaceae
Exons: 3
Coding region: 89-811 (240 amino acids)
Source: RefSeq, a predicted model, not a curated record
UUUCAAUAUAAGUGCGUGCAAUUAGUCCCGAGUUCGACCCCCGGUGGGGUCAUUUUGUAGCGAUCGUUAUCAUUCACUGGACGACAUCAUGACGGAACAGGAGAGCAUUGUCGUGACCAUCGACGCCGUCCGCGUCUGCGAAGAAAGGAUACGCAUAGGCGUUCGAGACAAGGAGCUGGACCUUACACUCCUCCUCGAUGAAGACGAACUGGCACCGCUGUUUGCUGGUGCUGCGUGGGCUGGAACGUUGGUGUGGGACGCUGCUGUGGUCUUGGCCAACCAUUUGCUCAACGACGUACGAUUGGAGUCGCUGCGUGUCCUCGAACUUGGCGCUGGCAUCGGUGUACCGGGCAUGGUGGCCAGCAUCCUUGGCGCCAAGCACGUUGUUAUCACGGAACAGCCCGAACUGGUGCCGCUUUUGCGGACCAACAUCCGCCGGAACUUUCCCAACGGCGGCGUGACCGCGACCGCAUUGAGCUGGGGCGUUGCUGCGACCAAUGCGUUUUGCGAUUCGUUUGGGGCGUUCGACGUGGUGCUGAGCUGCGAUUGCAUUUACCAGCCGCUCUACGGCGAGUCCUGGUGCGCUCUGGCGGUGACCAUGGACGUCCUGUGCAAACGCAACCCGGCGUGUGUCGUGCUGGUGUCGGUGGAGCGCCGGCAUGAAGACGGCAUCGACGCGUUCCUAGCUUACUUGCCCGAAGCCACAUCGCUGCAUGCGACCUUGUACCGCACGAUCCCCAAGAUCAAAAAGUCCCUCGGUGACGAAGGCGUGGGUCUUGAAUUGUAUCGGAUUACGUUGAUUCAGCAAUAGAUUCACUUUCAUGUUGGGGGAUAUGCGACUUGGACAGGCCGGCGAAGCUGCAACGAUCAAGCGGCGGACGUCGUUGGCGUCGAUUCGUUCGGAAUGACCUAGCCCUGGACAGGAUGGCGGGCCAGUGUCGCAGACUGGCGCACUGCUCAAUUGAUAUGACAUGUAUUUCCACGACAAUACAGUAAUGUACUACCAGUCGAG